UCCUGACCGGGAUUGACGAACACGUGCGAGCGAAUUCCCCCUAAAAGCAACCGCUGUCAGGUGGAGGGAGUCUCAACACUUUUGCUCAACCGUUAUUUUCUCUUUCCUCUACAGUUAGUCAUCGGCGACCCGCCGCAUGGCCGCCUAUCAAUCACGAACUUCACUUUCUUCAUCUCUUCCACUAUCGCGCCUCUCCGAUUCUGGAAAGAUGGAUGGCACUGGUAGUUGGGAAGCCAUUGACUGGAAAAAGGAUGAGCCUAUUCGCCGGACUGUUGCUCAUGGAUUUUCCAGAUUUUUGCUUGAAGCUGAGGAAGCCAUUAAGGAGGGAUAUGGUGUUGUUCUUGUGAAUACGGACGAAGCUGGCACCUUGCUUGUCACCAAUUACCGGCUACUAUUUGUGAGUGAGAAGACCAGAGACAUACUUACACUUGGAACAAUACCGUUGGCGGCGAUUGAGAAGUUUAACAAACUAGUUGUUAAGCAAACAUCAGGAUCACGUCAAACAGACAAGUCAUCAGCACGGCGCCUUCUGCAGGUUUUUGGCAAGGAUUUAAGGAUUAUAGUAUUUGGAUUCCGAGCUAAAACAAAGCAGAGACGUGCAGUGUUCGAAGCACUUCUGAGGUGUACAAGACCGACAAGAUUAUGGGAUCUUUAUGCUUUUAUUUGUGGUCCUUCUCAAUACAGUGGCAAUAAUCCAAGGGUUCGGCUGUUAGAUGAAUAUUUUCGGCUUCUUGGAAUACGUUCCCACAUUCAGCCAUCAGAUGAUAUGAUUGAUGAAGGAUCAUUUGCAUUGUCCAAUAAUUGGUGGAGAAUAAGCAGUAUAAAUUCCAACUACACAUUGUGUGCUACUUACCCAUUCGCUUUGAUUUUUCCGAAAUCCAUUACUGACGAAGAAGUAUUACAGGCCUCAACUUUCCGGGCUAGAUGUCGGCUGCCUGUAAUUUCAUGGUGCCAUCCUGUAACUGGAGCUGUUCUAGCACGCUCAUCUCAGCCAUUAGUUGGUCUCAUGAUGAACAUGAGGAGCAAUGCUGAUGAAAAACUAGUGGCCGCACUUUGCACACAGUUUGCUAGUUUAAAAGAGGGGAGAAGGAAGUUAUAUAUUGCUGAUGCAAGACCCAGGAAAAAUGCUUUAGCAAAUGGCGCAAUGGGAGGUGGUUCUGAGUCAGCUGCUAAUUACUUCCAGUCAGAGAUAGUUUUCUUUGGCAUAGACAACAUACAUGCCAUGAGAGACAGCCUAUCCCGUCUUAGAGAAUAUUUGGAUACUUAUGGGACCACUUCAUCCGAUGGAAUGUCUUCCUAUCUUAGGCAUGGUGGAUCAACCUGGGGUGGUGGUAAUCUCAGUAGUAUGUCUACUUCAGUGUCAUCACUUGGUGACAGUGGGUGGUUAAUACAUGUCCAAGGUGUUUUAGCUGGUGCUGCCUGGAUUGCUGCACGAAUAGCAAAGGAAUCUGCAUCAGUUCUUGUUCAUUGCAGUGACGGUUGGGACAGAACAACUCAGUUGGUGUCACUAGCAAGUUUGCUGCUUGAUCCUUACUAUCGGACAAUCAAGGGUUUUCAGGCUCUUGUUGAGAAGGAUUGGCUUGCUUUUGGUCAUCCAUUUUCUGAUCGUAUUGGUCUCCCAACUUUAUCCGGGAGUGGAAAUAUGCCUCUAGAACUGUCUACCACUGGUAGUUUCCAUUCAUCUCCUAUACGUCAGCAGCCUGCACCGCUCACACAACCAUCAGGCUCUUCACACACCCAAAGUUCACACAGUUAUUCACCUAUCCUUUUGCAGUGGGUCGAUUGUGUUUCACAGUUAUUGCGAAUGUAUCCUUUCGCUUUUGAAUUUUCUUCGGCCUUUUUGGUUGAUUUUUUGGAUUCUGUACUCUCUUGUCGCUUUGGAAACUUCCUAUGUAAUAGUGAAAGGGAAGUGUUACAAUCUAGAGUUUCUGAUGCUUGUGGAUGCUUAUGGAGCUACUUGGCUGAUUUGCGUUCCUGUGACGGUCAAUCACAUGUGCACUACAAUCUCUUUUAUGACCCGAUUAAACAUGAUGGUCCACUGUUACCUCCGGCUGCAGCUCUUGCUCCUACAAUAUGGCCACAGUUCCACCUUCGUUGGGCUUGUCCGAAAGAAGUUGAGGCUGGGGACCUUGAUGCUAAAUGUAGAAGCAUGGCUAACAAGUUCUCUGAAUCGGAUAAGGCUAAGGAUGCAGCAGAGAGGAAGGCUAGGGAAAUUGCAGCUGCCAUGGAAUCUCUGACCUCAGAAUUGAGAAAUGAGAAGCAACUGAGAAGCUCUGCGAUGCACUUGGCUAAAAAGGCCAGCAAGGAAAAUGCUGCUAUCAAGCGUGCAAUCCAGUCAUUGGGUUGCAAGAUUCACUUCUCAAGCACUGGGGAUACCACUAUUGAUGUUGAACACUACAAAACAGUCUCUCAGAAGUCAUUUUACUCUCCUUCCAAACGGGAAUUUGAGAGAAUACCACAACCUGAUGAAAAGUCGGAUCUCUCUGUCUCCAUUGCAGUCAUGCCUGAUGAUGAUCUUCCAACUGAUUCUCUCAGUCAAAUAUGUGAAUCUCUUUGCCCUUUACGUUCACCAGAUGGCCACUGUAGGUGGCCUGAAGCAGGUUGUGCUCAAAUUGGAAGCCAGUUUGUUGGUUUGAAAGCAAACUUUGAUGCUUUUGAUAGGUUGUCUAUAGAUGACGGUUACUUCUAAAACUUUUUUUGGGCUGAUUCUCAGUUUUGGGCAACUUUUACCUGUUCGUUGUAUAGUCAGAAGAAAGUAGGUGCUAUUGAUGCAAGUGACAGCUGAAGAAAACCGGUCGCUUGUUCAGCUCUUUGUACAACACUUGCAAUAAAGAAAAUGGCGUACGACCCACCUUUUGAUUUGGGUCUUGGGAUUGUACAGAUUAGACCGCUUAGAGUUGGAAGCUUCUUUUCACUGGUACUGAUUUUGUAGAAGAAAACUCUUUAACUGAUUUUCCAGGGCCAACAUUUAUGAGGUUAUGCUCUCUGUUUGCCAAUUAACCCCAAGAUCGAAGAUCACACCCCCAUCCUUUCCGAGAUAAAGCUCACAAAGCUAUACAGCAUCCACGUACUCACUACAAACAGCCCUGUAUGCAAAAGUUUUUUGUUGCCUAAUAUUUAUCCUGUAAUUUAAAUUUUUUUGGAGUGUAAAUACACGUUACUUUAGUGUUCUUCAUGAGAAUACGUGUAAUAAAGGGUGACAUGUGUAAUUUUGUUUCAAUGGUGAUUAAUUAUUAGGGUAUAUUCUGUGA
Messenger RNA from Spinacia oleracea (spinach), 3251 nucleotides. Its product is annotated as phosphatidylinositol-3-phosphatase myotubularin-1. Gene Ontology annotation, molecular function: phosphatidylinositol-3,5-bisphosphate phosphatase activity; phosphatidylinositol-3-phosphate phosphatase activity. Bases 137 to 2689 code for a protein of 850 amino acids. Gene Ontology annotation, biological process: phosphatidylinositol dephosphorylation. Gene Ontology annotation, cellular component: cytoplasm. The transcript is spliced from 19 exons. NCBI's taxonomy places the organism in Eukaryota, Viridiplantae, Streptophyta, Magnoliopsida, Caryophyllales, Amaranthaceae. The record is from RefSeq and is a predicted model, not a curated record.